Messenger RNA from Brassica rapa (field mustard), 772 nucleotides. RefSeq lists its product as uncharacterized. The record is from RefSeq and is a predicted model, not a curated record. NCBI's taxonomy places the organism in Eukaryota, Viridiplantae, Streptophyta, Magnoliopsida, Brassicales, Brassicaceae.
AUGGUUACCAUGAAGGUUCCUGAGUUCUUGAGUGGAAUUGGAAGAGGAGUUGAGACUCACAUUCCAAAACUUGAAACCGCGAUAGGUGAUCUUUUGAAACUGCUUGUGGCUCGUACACUCAGACUCAAGAAGUUUGGCAUCCCAUGCAAACAUAGAAAACUGAUACUAAAAUAUAGCCACAAAUACAGGCUAGGGCUAUGGAGACCUAGAGCUGACGCUAUAAAGGCGUGAUUGUUUCUUUUCUUCGUUCGGAUUGUUAUCAUAAUAGAGUUGUUAUCAAUUAAAAAGGCUCUUGGUUCAUGAGGCUCACAAAUGGAUUGGUGUCCCGGUUAUUAAGAACCAAACCGUUGGCCAACAAAGAGACUUGUUAAGGUCUGACAAUGAUUUGAGUAAAGAAGAAGAAAUGUAGGAACGUGCGUGAGAGAGAUAAGAAAAUGUUUUUUUUAACAUUAAGAAAAUGUUUUUGCUAUGUUUUUUAAUGAUCUCUUUGGAUAACCAUAAACAUAAGGUUUGUUGCAUAUUUAUGGGUUUCCUUUCUCUAAUAAAACCAUAAACGAAAGCCCACAAGGCCCAUCUUAUUCAAGACUCUAUCCACCAAGUGUUUAAGAUAACCAAACCAGAAAUCAUGUAAAUCAAUAUAUGCAUUUGGAUUCUCACAACUCUAAAAGACCACAUCAGCUUCUUCUAAUAACCACUCUUAGAUACCCUAAGCCUUAUCAAACCAAUCUUACUACCUAUAUUAUCAUCCAACUUUAUCACCACAAAACCAAAA